Molecule: messenger RNA, 3034 nt
Organism: Sciurus carolinensis (gray squirrel)
Lineage: Eukaryota; Metazoa; Chordata; Mammalia; Rodentia; Sciuridae
Gene: Rbm34
Product: RNA binding motif protein 34
Exons: 11
Coding region: 59-1348 (429 amino acids)
Molecular function (GO): RNA binding
Source: RefSeq, a predicted model, not a curated record
AAAGGCGUGGGGGCGGAAAGUGCGGCUCUGUGGCCGUCCCGGAAGUCGUGCACGAGGAAUGGCCUUGGAAGGGAAGAAAAAGCUGCGGCAAAAGAAAAGCGCGGGGCGCAGGGCGCGCGCGGAGGACGACGGCGGGAGCGCGGCCGGAGACUACCUGGUGGGACAGGUCGCCGACAGCUUGCUCCGUGGCCAGCGCGCUCCGCGGGGCGGCGCGACCCGGCUGGCCGCCCUCUUCAGCGCCUCCGCGCCGCGGGCCAGCCCGGUGUACGUCCCCGCGCCUCAGGAAGCCUCCCGGAAGCGGAAGCGCGAGCAGGACCCGGAGAGCGCACCCCAGGUGCGAAGGCCACUCUUGCAAGAACCUUCAAAAAAGACGAAAGUGAAGAAGAAACCCUCCCCCGCAGAGGUCAAGCUGGCCGACAGGGAAAGUGCUCUAGCAAGGGCUGAUUUAGAAGAAGAGAGUCACCAGAAACAAGGGCAGAAAACAAAAAAUCCCCAGUCUAGUGUUAAAGUAACCGAUAGACAAGUACUUAAUGAUGUGGAUCACAGUGACAGUGUAAGUCAAAGGAAGAAAAUUGAAAUCAAUCAAGAAGAAGAAAGAUUAAAGAAUGAGAGGACUGUGUUUGUUGGGAACUUGCCUGUCAUGUGUAAUAAGAAGAAACUGAAGUCAUUUUUUAAGGAGUAUGGACAAAUAGAAUCUGUACGAUUUCGUUCUCUGAUUCCAGCAGAGGGAACUGUAUCCAAAAAGUUAGCAGCAAUAAAACGUAAAAUUCAUCCUGAUCAGAAAAACAUUAAUGCUUAUGUUGUGUUUAAGGAUGAGAUUGCUGCUACAAAAGCACUGAAAAGAAAUGGGGCCCAGAUUGCAGAUGGAUUUCGUAUUCGAGUUGACCUUGCAUCGGAGACCUCAUCUAGAGACAAGAGAUCGGUGUUUGUAGGGAAUCUACCUUACAAAGUUGAAGAAUCUGCCGUGGAGAAGCAUUUUUUGGACUGUGGGAGUAUUGUGGCAGUGAGGAUUGUGAGAGACCCAGUUACAGGAGCUGGCAAAGGAUUUGGCUAUGUGCUCUUUAAGGACACAGAUGCUGUUCAUCUUGCUCUGAAAUUAAAUAAUUCUGAGUUAAUGGGAAGAAAACUCAGAGUCAUGCGUUCUGUGAAUAAGGAAAAAUUAAAACACCAAAAUUCAAAUCCAGGUUUGAAAAAUGUCAGUAAACCUAAGCAGGGACUUAAUUCUGCUUCCAAAGAUGCAGGACGUUCUAAAAGUGUAUUUAUUGGAGAAAAAGCUGUUUUGAUUAAAAAGAAGAAGAAAGGACAGAAGAAAAGUGGACAAGCUAAGAAACAGAGAAAACAGAAGUAGCCAUCAGAAACUUUGUGGUCUCUUUCCCAUGGAGGACUGUCGAUUUAAGUGAAUGAAACCAGGAGUUGAGUCAGGAAGUUUAUGGAUCCCAUGUGUGAAAUGUGGAGACUUCCACAGCCUUAGUUGGUCUGCAUCAUAAUGCUACCUUUGAAGCAUUUGUUUUUAGAUGUAAGCAAACUAGUUACAAUGGAUUAUGUGUCACUACUGAAAGUAUAAGAGAUGAUUUUGGACCGAGGGUGAAUGUUAAUAUUUUAAUGAUUAUUUAUUAGUGUAUAUUAGAAAUACAAAUUUUUAUACUUGUUAUUGCAUAUAUUAUUACUUGGAAUGAGACUAAGUUAAAAAGGAAGUAAACUUAAAGAAAAGCAAACCUUAAUUACUGACUGUACUUAGACCACGUAGUGGCCAUUAAAUAGCCUUAAAGUGGGAAUGCUGAUCCCAUGUCCACACCCUGAAAAAGAGUCAAGAACUCAAGAACUGUUAUAGAAUAUCCACUCAUUUUUCUUUUCUUUUCUUGCACUUGAGACAAGUGUACUUCUGGAUUUUUAUUUUAUUCUACUAACCUAAUAGUAACUAACCAACAGGAAUAUAAAAUGAAAUGUGGCUCUGAUUUCUUAUAUGUAACCGGUGACUAGAUUGGUUAUUGAAGUCCCUGGCAAAUUGGUCAAUUUCCACUUUUAUUUUUUAUUUUAAUUUGAGAAAUAUUCUUGGAAAACUUGUGUUCCUUAAAUUAGUGUCACUGUGUAGAAUAAAAUGGUCUUUCCAAAAAAUCAUUUUUAAAGAAAAAGUUUUCUACUAAAAUACAGUAAGGCACAAAGUAUAAAGAAAGCAAGGGAAGAGAAUAGCACUGCAUUCACCUGGUGACAAGCUGGUACCACCACUCUCACUUAUCUUACCAAGCCGGGUUGUAUGUGGGAGGAACCUGGGGUUGGGAGAGGUAGAUGAUGGUGGCUGAUCUCAGGCAGGCAGAAUUUGCAGUGCACAAAGUGGGUGUGCAGUCAAGGGAAACUGAGUUACAGCUGAUUGUUUUGAAAAUCCUGUCUGGGGAAUAGCACACGGAAAACCUAGUGGAUUUUUAAAAUAGUCCUGUAGAGAGUUGAAAGAGCUUCAUUUUCCUGUAUCCAGAGACUGCACGUUUUAUAGUUGGGAUCACUUACGGUAUUUAGAACUUUGUUUUCAUAACUAAGGUUCAGUAAAUAUUUAUUAGCUGAUGAUUGUCGAGCAUUUUUGCACAUAUUUCUAGUAAAAUGCAACAUCUAUAGACUAUAGGUUUUAUGUCCAUAUGUAGCUUGUGCAUACACUUGUGACUGUCCUAUAAAUUGGCAGCUUUUUAAAGCACAACAGUAACAUUAAAAUUUUACUUCAUGUUUGUUACUGUUUAAUUGAAAUUUGUACUUUCUCUGGGCAGAAUAUGCAUGUGUUACUAUAAUAGUUUAAAACACAUGACCUACGGAAAAAGGAAUAUGUUUUGUAGAAAAAUUCCCACUUUGUGUAAAUCUUUGUUACCUGAGAAAAUACUGGUAUCAUGCUGUGAUUAAAUUUUUAGGCACAAGGGUUAUGUAUGGGUGGGGCUGGGGAUAUAGCUCAGUUGGUAGACUGCUUGCCUCGCUUGCACAAGCCCCUAGGUUCAUGUGGCUAGACUUUUAAUGAUUGUAAAUAAAUAUUAUUGGUUGUCUUGAUUGAUCAUGA